AUGGCAUCUUCUUCUAAUAAUAUUGAGGAAAUGAUGGAUAACUACUUUGAUGAAGCACUUGAUAAUUAUUUUGAUAAAGCAUUCGAGAAUCGAUUUGAUCGAAGAUUCGGUGAUCAGCAAGAAGCAACAACGGAGAAGACAAAACGAUCCUACAUUGAAAGAGACCGUGAAAGUGGUCACAAACGCUUAUGGGAUGAUUAUUUCAGUGAAGAUGCAACAUAUUCUCCUCGCCUCUUUUGUCGCCGUUUUAGAAUGAACAAAAACUUGUUCUUGCGUAUCGUUGAACGACUCUCCGCUGAAGUUCCAUACUUUCGACAACGAAAAGAUGCUACUGGAAGAUUAGGUCUCUCUGCACUACAAAAAUCUACAGCAGCAAUUCGUAUGAUGGCAUAUGGUUGUGCAGCUGAUGCGGUUGACGAAUAUCUCCGACUUGCUGAUAGCACUGCGAUAUUAUGCUUGGAACAGUUCGCUGAAGGAGUCAUUAAUUUAUUUGGAGAUGAGUACCUCCGAAGACCCACAGUAGAAGAUCUUCAACGACUACUCAAUAUUGGAGAGUUGCGCAGAUUUCCCGGGAUGAUAGGCAGCAUAGAUUUUUUUGAUGACGUAUUACAAGGUAUAGCUCCUAAAGUGAAAUUCUUUGUCAACGGACGAGCAUAUCAUAUGGCUUACUAUCUUACAGAUGAUAUUUAUCCUAAUUGGGCUACUUUUAUCCAAUCAAUUCCAAUGCCCCAAGAUCCAAAAUCAUCCUUAUUUGCUACAUCUCAAGAAGGCACACGUAAAGAUGUCGAGCGUGCUUUUGGCGUCUUACAAGCUCGAUUUGCCAUAGUAAGAAAUCCAGCUCUUGUCCAUGAUAAGAAACUUUAA
This is a messenger RNA of Camelina sativa (false flax), 864 nucleotides long. The record is from RefSeq and is a predicted model, not a curated record. NCBI's taxonomy places the organism in Eukaryota, Viridiplantae, Streptophyta, Magnoliopsida, Brassicales, Brassicaceae.